Molecule: messenger RNA, 2571 nt
Organism: Exophiala dermatitidis NIH/UT8656
Lineage: Eukaryota; Fungi; Ascomycota; Eurotiomycetes; Chaetothyriales; Herpotrichiellaceae
Exons: 1
Coding region: 373-2289 (638 amino acids)
Source: RefSeq, a predicted model, not a curated record
CUAUAUUUUCUUGCUCUGUGGCCGUUAACAGCAGACUGCAACAACAGCAUCCUUGGCUCGCCAUUUAGGCUCCCUGAUCGUUCUCUAGCAUACAGAUAUAUUUGAGGCAUUUUUGUCACCUGGGUUUGCCGGCAAGCCCAGCGUUGCGCCUUUCCACAGGGCGGCUUGGUCAUAUCAUGGCACGAAUAUCGCAUCCUUCACAAAUAAAACAGCAAGCAGCUUCCAAAGGAUGAGCUGGAGCUUUGCACGCUAUGAAGCAAUAGCCUGGUGAUUUUUGCAGCUGUCCUUCUCUACAAACAAGCUGCCGGAAACAACUCCUCCCAUCACAGUUUCUUUUGAUUCAUCUGCUUUGGAUCUUGCCAGUGUUCGACAAUGUUGAUGCCAUCGCAACGUCGACGGCCAAAAAGGCCUUUGCCUGAGACUGAGGCUGGCCCUGCUCGUGGACCGGGUCGACCGAUGAAACGAGCAUCGGAAUUGAAACCCUCACGGAAAGCCCGAACAGAACAUGCUAAACGACUACACUCUCAAAUGUCGGGCUCGAUGAUGACCUCGUCCACAUCGAGUGCUGGUGCUCAGCCAGACGCAGCUCAAGGCCGGUUAAGCCUAUCUCACCUCGAGACCCUUCCCGUCGAAUUGAUCCAACAUAUUUUCUUCCUCUCUUUCGAGGUGAACAUGGCACGGGCAUCACCGCAGCUGGCCCGCGUCCUUUCCAAGCCUUCAAUCUACAAGGCCCUGGUGCUAUUCGCGUAUUUUGACGAACCGGCCGAUAAGAUUCCCGUGGAAACUCACCAUUUCUUACCGGCUGAGUAUCGACAAAUCAGCCUUGACGAGAAGAUGCGGCUACAAAGGGCCAUUCUAGGGUGCAAGUGGUUUACUCUGGAUCUGUUCAAGUCUUGUAUGCCCAUAUUGAGUCGGCUGCAAAUGGUCGAGGAGUGGCAUUGGGAGCAUCGAUCCGAGGCGCUUUUGGACAUGUCAUUAGAGGGUCAUGGGCUGGUCGCUGGACCAUCGCAGGAUCCAGGAGAGCAAGCAGAAUUCUUACAAUCUGUGGCUGCCCUUCCUUCUCUUGACGACCAGGCCGGGAUGGAAAGGCACUUUUUCGCGACACUAGAGCCUGCGGCGGUGGCAGCAUCGUUCUCCGUCGUCGGAUCAGAUCCGCAACACCCGAACCACCAGCAUCCAGAUGCCCCGGUUCAAUCGCAGACAGGACAAGGUUCAUCAUCUCAGGUGGUCGGCCCUAUAGGCGCCAGGAACACCCUGCCUCGAAUCAUGCGCUGGACAUGCUCAGUCGACACUCACGGCCGACUGCACAAAACACCCGAGCAGGGCAUCAGCAUCCUCGCCGCACGCGUUUUUCCCGACCACAUCCUCCGCGGCAGUCCAUGGACAGAAUUGAAACUGGAACUCGUACAACUUCUACGCCAAGGCAUGCGAUUUCUGGCCCGCGAUCACGUCCUUGACAUCUCUGCCACGGCACUUUUCGAAGGCAUGGCCAGCGCCAUCCGCGAAAGAAACGAAACGGCACUAUUGGUUCUGUUGGAAUUACACUAUGCUACUAUGCGCUUCGACCCGAGUCAUGACCCGGAUUGGUUCCAAGGCACGACGCCGCCUGUUCCGAAAGGCCCGGACCGGUACUUUGUUGGCCCUCUUGCGCAUCCUUUGCCGGUUGAGCUUUUUCAUCUGGCUGUGAAAAAACAUACAGGUACCCAUGUACACUGGCAUUCAGGGGUGGAAGAUAGGGAUCGCGACCACAACCAUAACCACAAAUCCGACGUGAGCAGCAGCCACGGGCACGGAGCAAAAGAGUCCACUAGUGCUGCUACUACUACACCCGCCCGUGUUUUGACACUUUUGCUACGCGAAGGCAUUGAUAGCAUUCAGUCCGACGACAAGAUUCUUACUCGCUGGGCGGCACAUACGUUAAAUUUACCUGUGGACUCCACACAAUCGUUUUCUUCGGCGUCAUCAUCGUCCGCAACAGCACCGGCACCGGCACCAGCAUCGGCGUCACAGUCUUCUCUCUCCUUCGAACGUUCCCUAGCUCGCUGGCUUCUAGACUUCAUGUCCGGAACCAACACCGACGUGACUCACCAUCUACCCCCGACCGAGCCACUCUUUGUCAAUGGGAGAUUGUCUUCGCGACUUAGUGAUUUGGGCGGUGAAGGUUCUGCUUCUUCUUUGACAGCGACUCUGUUUCCAAACACGUCAUUCACCGAAGAGAUUGGGUAUCUUACCCAUGGGGAGGACGGGGAGGAUGUUGUUAGAGCGAGAGAUGGAGAACCUUGUGGGUGAUAAGGUGGUCAACGGUCACCCCAAUCUAUCUUUCAGCACUGCGGUAUCUUGAAAUAUUCCCCUUUGGCCAUCAUAAUAUUGAAAGCUUGCCGUAAUGACAUCUAGUGCUUGUGCGGUUUAAGCGGGCGCCGGCGAAUCUGUAGGAAUGCAUGUACUAUUUUGGGAGAAACAAAUAAGACAAUGCAAUUAGAGGACCGCAGAUCGAUUUAAGAGGUGCCUUUUCCUCUGCAAUCGAUUCUUGAUGAUCUACUGAGCGUUUUAUAUUCAUACCUUACUUUUUGU